AAACUUUUAGUACUGCUUAACCUAGUUGCUGUAACUUUUACGACAUAAACAUUAUCGUAAAUUGUCAUCGCCAGCGGCAAGUUCGAACGUGCAUUAUAAUUAAGAUUUUGGGAUUAGUUUCAACACUGUCCAAUAAACUGUGAGAGAUGUUUAAUUAAAAAGCAAGGAAAUGGCAAGUGCAUCAAUCGAUAUAGAUUCACCAGACCUGUGUCUCAUUGACUGUGGUAUAUCUAGUCUCCAAGAAAUUCCACUAAAGUCGCAUUUGGUUUCACUGAAUCUUCACAGCAACUACAUCAGCUGUAUAGACUGCCUAAGCCAUUUGAAGCUUCUGAAACACCUUGAUUUGUCAGCCAACCAGAUCCGUGUCAUUGAAGGGCUUGAUGGUUUGGCUUCUCUGAAGACAUUGAAUUUGUCAUGCAAUUUGUUGAGCUGUGUGGAAGGACUGUCAAAUUUAAGACACCUGGAAAAAUUGAAUUUAAGUUACAAUCAGAUUGAAGACCUCUCUGGUUUGAAGACAGUGUCAGGCCCAUCAUACAGUCUCUCACACAUAGAUCUCCAUGGCAACAAGCUGUCAUCAGUAGCACAUAUAGCACAGUGUCUGUGUCGGCUAGUCAACCUUAAACAGCUUGUUCUAAGUCUGGAUGGAUCCAGUAAUCCUGUGUGUCAUAGAUCAGGUUAUGAACAAGAACUGAUGUCAAAUCUACCUCAGCUUUAUUAUCUGGACGGGAGGGACCGGUUGGGAAAUCUGCAGUCCAAAAGUGAUACAAAUGCUCCAGGGUUAGAUGAAUUUUUGGAUUAUCUACUAUCCAGUGGAGCAGAUUCUGAUACUUUUAAGGAAUCAAACAAAACUGAUUUGAUAACACCAAGGAUUGAUAAAGCUGUAGAGAAGUUCCGUCAGCGCCACCAUCAGCAGCCAAACGUAGAAUCAUCCUCGGCAGAUACCAGUGUAAUACAGUCUGUCACUGAUACUGAACAAAGUCCUUAUCCAGCUAGGAGUCAUCCAAUAGUUAAGGGAAAGGAAGAGAAUUUAGAGAAAGAUCAAGAUCAGAGAUUAGAACAGCUUGAACAACAGAUUGCCCAAUUACUGAACAAAGCUAAGAGUGAUAUGGUUGGUAGAAGUUCAAGUGAAGACCUGCCAGCGAGCUCAAGUACAGCAGAUGGUCCAAGAGUAACAAGACAUAUCGCUGAACGAGAUAGAGCAUUGUCUGGGGACAGUGACAGUGGGCAUGCUGUGGAUGAUAGAAAAACAAAGGCAAAGAAAUCCCGCUUGCCGAGUUACAGGAAGAGCACAGCUGCUUCAAGAGCUAGGAAAGAUGCACAAACUAAGAAAUUAGAAGACUCUGAUAAUGAUGAGAGAAGAGCAAAGUCACCGUCAACAAGAGGGGCAGGAGCUGAGACAGAUGCCAAGAUCAGAAAUGAUAUCCAGUCGUCAUAUACUGAUAUCAUGCAAGAAUUGGAAAAAGAAAGAGAAAGAAGAUGGAAGGCUGAAGCUGCUGCUAAACGACUGGUAGAACAUAUACAGUCACUUACAAGUAAAGCGAAAGAGGAAGGAGACAUGAAGGAUUUGGCUAUUGAUGCAACAUCCAGGCUGAAGCAAGCCGUAAUGAAUGAGCGGGAAAUUAAACUGAAUUUGCAGAAUGAGACCGAUAGACUGAAGGAACAGCUUCAAGAGGCCGUAGAACAUUUAUCAAAGAGUAGACGUGUCCAGGAGGAACAGACAAAGGCUAUCAGACAGAUGGAGGAAAUGGCCUCAAAAGAGGAGAGGGAAAAAAUGAAACAGCAAGCACAUGAUCAUAAGAAGCUACAGGAAGCAUUGAUGAAGAGUGCAGCCCUCAGCAGGGAAGUUGACUUACUAAAGAAUACCUGUGACAGCCAGAAAACUCAGAUUCAAUCUUUACAGAGCUUGCUGGCCUCCAGAGAACAAGAACAUAGGGAGGAGAUGAAGAGCCGCUAUGGUCUGGGAAGUAAGGAGAUGCAGACGGCGAUACAGGAGGAAGUGAAACGGAAUGAGAAAGAAUAUCAUCAUCAGAUGAAACAGCAACAAGAAAAAAUUGAUGAACUUGGUAAACAGUAUACAAGUUUAGAAGAUGAGUUCAGACAGGCUCUGCAGAUAGAAUCCAGCAGAUUUCAACAACUGAAGAGUGCAUUUGAGACAGUGAGUGAGGAGAACGCAUCAAAUAAAGCAGCAUUAUUUGCAGCACAGAAAAAAGAUGAAAAAUCAAGUGACAUCAUUGCUGAACUUACUUCCUGUGUUAAGGAACAAAAAGGACGAAUAUCCGAGUUGUCAAAAGCUAAGCAAGAGCAAGGAUCACAGUAUCGGGAACGUGUAAAUGUGUUAGAAGCUCAUGUCGAAGAAGCUCGAAAACGAAUGAUACAGUUUGAACUGCUAAAACAAGAUAAUAUCAAGUUGACGUCUCAAGUACAUGGCAUGGAAUCCGUAAUUGAAGGUUUGAGGGCAGAGAGAAAAUUGUGGGAACAAGAAUUGGCCCAACAAGGUGCAUCUCUUGCCCAAGACAGAGGAAGCUUAGAGGCAAAGUUGGAGGCACAGAAGUCAGAAAUAGCCAUGCUAAAGAAACAGUUGGAGAGAGAAACUGAUGGACUCAAGAUCAAAACAAAGAUGUUAGAUGAUCAAACAGAUACCAUCAAGAAAUUAAAAGAGGGUGUACAAGAGAGAGACGAAGAAAUUAAGAAGUGUAGACAAGAAAAUCUCAAGAUACAGAAGAGCCUUGAGGAGCAGCUGGCAGAGGAAAGAACAAAUAACCAAGAUAGUCAGGAGAUGUUGGAGAGGCUAAGAGACAGAAAACAGGAUCUGAAGCAACAACUCUCGGAGUUACAGGCUGAGCUUGAUGAAUCCAAAAGAGCACAUAGUAUAUUGAACAAUAAAUGGAAGGAAAAGUCUCAGCUGAUUGGUCAACUUGAGCAGCAAGUUCGAGAAAUGAAAGACAGCUGGGAGAAAAAAGAACAAAAACUCUCACAAGAACGAGACAAAGCCCUACAAGCUGCAAACUUAGCAAUAGAUCGGCUUAAGGCUGCGGAUGAUUCAUUUCGAAAACAGUUGGAAGAUAAAGUGCAGGCGUACCAGGAGCAGAUCAUGCAAAUAGAACGUGAGAAGCAGACAGAAAUAGACCAAGCGUACAUGAGGGUAGCAGAAGUGGAAGAAGAAAUGCGUGAGUUGCUAAAUGAGAAUCAAGCCUCAAAGAAAGCAAUGGAAGAUAAGAUGAAACGUCUUACACAAGCAAUGACCGAUUUACAGACUGAUCUAUACCAGUGAUUAUGCUGUGUACGAAGGGAGAUAACAAACAUUGUAUAGUGUUGAUAUUUGAAGAAAACGAAAAAUUUGAAUGUGAAAAAACUUAUUAUUAUGAUAAUAGUUAUGAUAUUUUCAAAGCUGUGAUAUUAUCUUGAAACAUAGAUCUCUUACUGAAUAAUCGUUUUCGAAAAUAGUCACUUAUGAAGUCAUAAUGAUCAUAUGAUCAUAUGCAUAAUUUUUACAUAAACAGAACCAGCAUGAAUGUACAUAAGUAUUUCCAUUUAUGCUAGAGACUUCUCUACUGUACAGAUGGUAACUUUUGCGCAGGCUUUAUUCAGCAAUUUUAUGGUUAACAGCUUAAAUUUAUUCUCUGUGUAACGAAUUCACAAAACUUGAGUGUUUGUGUCAUAGAACAUGAUGCUUAUUAAUAUUCAUGAACAUUUUGAAUUGACAAGUGGCACAAUUUGCAAUUCUAACAUGACCCAAUUCAUUUUUCUAUUAAACAAAGAAGGCUGAAAUUUGUGUGUGCAUUUUUCUGAGUCACAAUUAUUAUGUUAUAGCAUUAAAUAGCAUAGCAGUGCGCUGGAAAAGAAACCAACAGAAAAACAGGAUAUAUUUGGUCCGUCAAGGAUAUACAUAAUAAUCAUCGAUAAGGUAUUAGAAUUGAAAUAACAUAAUUGAGCCGUGCCAUGGGAAAACCAACAUAGUGGCUUUGCGACCAGCAUGGAUCCAGACCAGCCUGCGCAUCUGCGCAGUCUGGUCAGGAUCCAUGCUGUUCACUAACAGUUUCUCUAAUUGCAAAAGGCUUUGAAAGCGAACAGCAUGGAUCCUGACCAGACUGCGUGGAUGCGCAGGCUGGUCUGGAUCCAUGCUGGUCGCAAAGCCACUAUGUUGGUUUUCUCAUGGCACGGCUCAUUUCUCAAACAGUGAUUUGAUCUUGUAUAAAAUCAUUGUUUGUCAUUUAGUUGAUUUAUUUUAUGAUAUCAUUAUAUAAUUCCUUUGCAUUCCUUCAAACAAUGAUUUUAUUCAAUGACAAAUCACUGUUUCGGGUGUAUCAUUUCUUGAUUAUUAGAAAAAUAAAAACCAUUGCAAAUAUUACCCAAUCGGCUUACAUUCAUCUCGAUGUCGCUGAACUUACUUAAAGUUUCUUAGCGCACCUCUCUCUUACCUAUCAACAUUAAUGGAUAUCUAUCAACAUUAAUGGAUAUCCAAUCUUGUUACGUCUUUUUUUCCUAAGGUUUUUAUCUUAUAUGAGAAGCUUUUACAGCCAUCUUGGAAAAUUAUGUGGCAAUUAUUUUUGUUUAAAAGCAGAAGCGUUGAUUAAUAUAAUUUUACUGUUAUUGAAUGUUCCCCCAAAGCAGCUUUACGAAGGUAAUCGCUACCAUUAUGGAAUAAUAUACUUUAAUUUCGAAGGAAAAUAGUUCCUCAAAUAGUUCCAUAAAAAAAAUGAAAGGAAUCUCAAGAUUUUGAUGUUGUCUGUUGACAGGAAGAUUGCUAUAUGGUGUUGUCUUGGGUCUACAAUUACUGGAGAAUUAAAGGAAAAAUAGUUUCUUAGGAAGCAAUAGAACAGAACAAAGGGAUUAAUGUAACAACUAGACACAUUCUAAAUGGUAUUAUAACAGAUUAUGUUCACUGGGAGCUUCUUACUGCUAUAAAUGCUACAGACCCUGACUAAUUACACAUUAGAAACAUUGCACUGAGUUCUGUUUUUGUACUUUUUCAAGUCAUAAUAACAUUUUAGGGAAUUGUUGACAAAGUCUGACAUAAGCUGUGAUUACUGUUUAAUUCAGCUAUUUUGCGUUCAGUCCUUUCAAAUUCUAUAGGUACAGUUUUUAUAUUACCAAUGACUUAAAUAAAAUGGAUCUGUUACUCACUGCUACAAAUAAUGAGAAAAGCUCAGAGUUUCUCUAUCAGAUAGUGGUAUGGUGUCAAAAAAGUCCACUUUUUUUUUUAGGUAACCCGGACCCAAUUUUUAACAAGGCUUGUUAUAUACCGCAAUGUUUGUAAAUGUUUUAUAUUCUGAAAGACCUUUACACUGUUUUUGCGAUAUAAGAUAACAUUUCUUCUUUAUGUCAGUGUUUUUCCAUAGACUUGCAGUAUGAGAAAUGACUGUAGAAAUGUGAAUCUUUCAGUAGUAGAGCCUGUCUUUUAUUUAGGCUUAUCCAAUCCAGUUGUACUUCAGACACACCUACCAGCUUAGACUGGCAUCAGUCGUUAGAGUCAUUGAAUGUAAAGCACCUGGCCAUAAAAUCAAUCCUCUCUGAUACCACUUUCUAAAAAAAUUUACAAUAUAUCUUGCCUCUGUCUCUCUGUUGAGAUGAGCCUAGAGAGAAAAUGUUUUUCUGAGAAAAUAAUUUAGUGUCAGUGUGAAGAAAUUAAUAUUAUUACAGACUACUUGAUCUCAACAGACUUUGUAAGUCUACUACCAGCUUUGUUGAACAACAUUUAGAGGUAAAGUGUCAACUGACACAUACUAUUCUAAAGAGACAAUUAAAAAGUCAUGUGUGCAAUCAGACACUUGUAAAAUAUUCUGAUUUCACAGAAAACAUUUUGUUGCUUGGUUUUGAGACCAAUAUUACGAUACAUUUUAUUGCUUGAUUUUGAGACCAAUAUUACGAUUAUGAAUGUUAGCUUUUGUCUCAUUGUCUCUUACGGGUUUCUCUACACCUUUUUCAACCAAUCCAAGACCACUUUUCAAUCCUGCAGUUAUCCACUUUCUUCACUGAGGUGACAGAUUUGCUAAACACCAUUUGGCCAUUAUCAUUUCUCUUGUAGUUGGAUAAUCUAAUAAAAUUCCACCGCCCUUGACUUGUGGCAGUAAUCCCCGCAGAUUUCUGACCUCUCUCCAGUCGCAGGAAUAUUUACGCUAUUAAUCCAAUCAAAUUUCACUGCCCUUGACUUGUGGCAGUAAUCCCUGGUGAUUUCUAGCUAGAGCUGAUUUUUGUGUGAAAAGUUAUGUGCAUUCAUUUACAAAUUGCUUUGAAGUUUUGUCAUAAUAAAAUCUGAACAUCGCGUGGCUGAACUGCCUGAACACAGCUUACUGGUCUGUGUGGAUAAAGUUGAAGUAAAUGGAUCUGUUUUAUUCGCCAUAAAAUAGUUAUAAAAAAACCCGAAGGCUUCCGUGAAUGAGUGGUUUAGGUCACAGACUUCAAACCACUUACCCAUCACAGCUGUGCAUUGAAAACCUCACAUGGGGUCUAGAAUACUUCCAUGUAAGGAAGCCGUCCAGCUGGCUUGCAGAAGGUUAGUGGUUCUACCAAAGUACUUGUCUGUAAUGAAGUAAUUCCCAGGGGCACCAACAAAAGCAGCUGGAAUGUUGCCAUAUUACCUAAAUGACACCUAUUUUGGUGUGACAUUAAAUCCAUGGAAGUAAAAAAAGGUCAUAAGAAAUAAAAACUACAUAAAGAUUUCAAUAGAUUUUUUGAAAAAUCACUUUGGAAAUUGGUAAGUAGAAAAUACAUGUAUGUUACUGUAUAUGUAAUCAAACUAUUUAAUGCAAACACACACAUAAAUAAAAAAAAAGAAAAAAAAAAAGAAAAAUUCAGUAGACAGGAUUUGAAUUGUCCAGAAAUAAAAUUUGGCCAACAUCCACAAAUUACGUCCUGUAUGCCUAUUUUGGCUGAAGUAAAAGCUUUUCAAUGAUUUUUAAGUAUAAUAUAAUCUUGAGGGGUGAAGUGCAGGAGGGGUUAAAAACUAUACGUAACAUUGUGUAUUUCCAGCCAAAAACGCCAUACUAUGGGUUCGGUUUUGAGCUUUUCUAUAUUCCCCACAAGAAACCCAUAUGGGAGACUGAUGCUGAAGACCAGUAAUUUAAGUGGGAGGAUAGUGCAAGACACACUUCAGUUGAUACUGAAGACACUUCUGCAGCUAUUCAUCCUCCACCUCUGAUUCAUGUGGGGAAGUUGGCAAUUACUUGCGAAGAACAAGUUAAUCCUGGUACAAAAUCCAGGAACACUGUUUAGGGUAUUGCCUGCUGUUACAUAAAAUUUAUGAUAUGCUUUUGAAAAAUGGUUCUUAACCCAAAACAAAAAUCAAUUCCAGAUGCUUCCCUGUUGCUUUUUUUGUGUGUGUACCAGGAGUAAAGUACCAUACACAGGACUCUUACCUCGAUGUUAGCAAUUUUAGUUGGAGGAGCGUGGUCUCAGACUCAGGACCUCAGUUGUGGAGUCAGACUAUGUUGUCACUGGACCACUAUGUCCGCUCUAAUAGGGGUAUACAAUGUAUCUUCAAUACUAUUUGAGGGGGGUAGGGAAAUUAAAGGGUACACCACUGGGUUUUAAAAGUUGAAGAUUUAAACCAACUUCCUGGAACCAUUUUUGGACUAUUAAGGAUUUUUGUAUUUCUGAUAAAUGAUGAUAACAUGGAUAGUCUUGCCAGCUUUUCCUGAGUAGUUUAUUUAGAUAUUGUUGAUAACAUAUCUGUGCUUCUAUUCUAGUUUUGGUAUUGGCUAUUGCUAAUAAACUUUAUUAUUGUUGUCAUAGCAAUGAAAAUUAUAUUUGAUAACUUGUAUUUAUGCUUUUGUACGUUUUCAUAUACUUUCAUUAAUUAAUUUAUUUUUAUGUCUGCUAGAUUGCUAGUUUGGUGUUGCAUAUAAAAAAUUUUACAGGAAUAUUUAGGUGACGCAGAAUCCAUAUAAGAGAUUACUGUAAAAUUGUCUAAUUUUAUCAAUAUUAUAAAUUUGUGGUUUCACGCUAUUUCACAAGCAAAUUCAUUUUAUGGAAUUUAUAUUUUUUAAAGAUAAGAUAAAUGGGAAUUUUUUUAUUUAUUUAUUGAUAAGGAUUAAUUUUGUAGAUACAUGUAACCCUGAAAUUCAAGAAAAUUAACUGCAAUGAAUAAAUGAUUUCACAGCAGUUUGAGAUAUUCAGGGAGAAGCUGUCCAGUCUAUAGUCAGUGGUAUGGAGUAUUAACACACAUACAUUGUAUUUUUAUAUUCUUGUAUAGUACUGCUCAAUGUUUUGAAAGGCACAUUAAAUUUGUGUAUGCUUUGCACUUCUUUUCUUGUUAUUCUCUUUGAUGGAGAGUACCGAUCACUACAUUUGUAUGCAAGGGAGACUACUGUUAUGGAAUAACUUUUUCAACACUGUUAGAGUGCUAGAAACUUGGCGUUAUGUUCGUCAUAUUACUACCAUGCAAUGUUUUUCCUCAUGGGCUUCUUAGCCUAAUGGAAUGAAAUAUAAUAAACUAUUUGUAAACUAUU
Messenger RNA from Mercenaria mercenaria, 8447 nucleotides. RefSeq names its product leucine-rich repeat and coiled-coil domain-containing protein 1-like. Gene Ontology annotation, molecular function: protein binding. Gene Ontology annotation, cellular component: cytoplasm. NCBI's taxonomy places the organism in Eukaryota, Metazoa, Mollusca, Bivalvia, Venerida, Veneridae. The coding region runs from base 170 to 3271 and encodes 1033 amino acids. The transcript has 27 exons. The record is from RefSeq and is a predicted model, not a curated record.